AUGAAGGUACAACCUCUUAAGUGCACUGGAGAUGAAGCUAUUGAAAUUCCACAGGAAUGGCACCAGGACGGAGACCUUCUCAUUGGUGCAUUGAUAUCUCAUCUUCACUACAUGUUCCCCAAAGUUAUUUUUGAUAAACAUCCUUCUGAGGAAUUGCUUGACUUCCCAUUUGUGAUAACCAAGUUCUACCAACACGUCUUGGCUUUUGUGUUUGCCAUGAAAGAGAUCAACAAGGAUCCUCACAUCUUGCCCAACUUCACUCUUGGAUUCCACAUCUAUGACAGCUACUCCAAUGCACUAAUGACCUAUCGUACCACUCUGGACCUGCUUUUUAAGUUGCAUAAAAUUGUCCCCAACUAUAUUUGUGGGUCUGAAAAGAAAGUGAUGGGAAUCAUUGGAGGGAUGAGUCCUGAAACAUCCAUUCGCAUGGCAGAAAUUUUGCAGCUUUUCAAGAUCCCACAGAUUUCAUAUGGCUCAUUUCAAUUGGUAGCAACUGAUGAAUCACGUUUCCCUCCUUUUUAUCGCAUGGCCCCUGAUGAAGCUCUCCAGUACAAGGGUUUAGUCCAACUUCUUCUGUAUUUCAGGUGGAACUGGAUAGGACUUGUCAUUGUAGAUGAUAAACAUGGAGAACAUUUCAUACAAACUCUGGAACCCAUGCUCUCGGAAAAUAAAAUCUGCUCCGAAUUCACUGAAAGGAUUGACAGAAAUUUACAAUCUUCCAAAGGAUUAGACCUGAUUGAACGAUGUGUGAGGCACAUUACUUUGUUCACAGAGAAAACAGCAAAUGCAGUUAUUAUACAUGGAGAAAAUACAGUCUUUAUGUGGUUGGCCUCUAUACUACAAAGCACCCAAUUUUUUUUCCCAACGGUUUUUGAUUCUUCACAGAAAAUUUCCACGCAAAAAAUAUGGAUCACAAUGGCCCAAAAUGAUUUCACCUUACAUACCUUCCAAAGGGAGCUUGAUAUGCAAAUGUUCCAUGGGGCCAUUUCCUUCUCAAUUAGCAAAAAGGAACUUCCAGGUUUCCAACAAUAUAUACAGGCUGUCACCCCUUCUGGGGCAAAUCAAGAUGCAUUUAUUAGAGAUUUCUGGACCCAAACAUUUGGCUGCUCGCCAUCAAAUAAAGGUGUUUCUCAAGAUGAGGAGUGUACUGGAGAGGAAAGACUGGAGAACCUUCUUGCACCCUUUUUUGAAACCAGCAUACUUGGCCAUAGUUACAGUAUCUAUAAUGCUGUCUAUGCUGUCGCUCAAGCAUUACAUUCUGCUCAAACAGAACAUGUGAAGACUGAUCAGAACAUACCAAAGGACAGAGAUCAAAUGCAAUCAAAGGUCAUAGAAGCCUGGCAGACAACUUCCUUCAACAACAAUGCUGGAGAUGAAAUUAAAUUCAGUGAAGAUGGAGCAUUAGAAGCUGGGUUUGACAUUGUAAAUUUGGUUACUUUCCCAAACAACUCCUAUAUCAACAUCCCAGUUGGAGAAAUAGAUCUGCAAGCUCCUCCUGAAGAAUCCUUCCUUAUUCAUCAAGACAAAAUCCAGUGGCAUCAUGGAUUCACUCAGGGACAGCUGCCUCCCCUCUCAUUAUGUAAUGACCCUUGUCCUCUUGGAAAAAGAAAGAACAAGAUCGAAGGGCGGAAAUUUUGCUGCUACACUUGUGCUCUGUGUCCAGAAAAGAUGAUAUCCACACAAAUGGAUAUGGAGAAUUGUGGCAGUUGUUCAGAAGAUCAAUUUCCAAAUCAAGCUCACAAUAAGUGCAUUCCAAAGAAACUGAAUUACCUCUCCUUCAAAGAGCCACUGGGCAUUACUCUAGUGUCUCUGGCUCUUUUCCUUUCCUUCUGCACAGGUCUUGUACUUGCAAUUUUCAUUAAGCAAUGGAACACUCCCAUUGUCAAAGCCAACAAUCGCAACCUCACCUAUAUUCUACUUAUCGCUCUCUUUCUCUGCUUUCUUUGCUCACUUCUGUUCAUUGGACAAACCAAUAGGGCAACUUGUUUCCUCCAAAAAACAACAUUUGGCAUCAUCUUCUCUAUUGCAAUCUCUUCUCUACUGGCCAAAACUAUCACAGUUGUUGUAGCAUUCUUAGCAUCAAAGCCAGGAAGCCUAUUCCACAAAUGGGUGGGGCAAAGGUUGGCCUAUUCUAUUAUCUGCUUCUGCUCAUUCAUUCAAGUUGGUAUUUGUGCCAUCUGGCUGAGUACUUCUGCCCCAUUUCCAGAUUUGGACAUGGAGACACUCCUUGAAGAAAUCAUCGUAGCAUGUCAUGAAGGCUCCAUCACCAUGUUUUACUGUGUCUUAGGCUAUAUGGGCCUCUUGGCUCUUCUCAGCUUCACUGUGGCCUUCCUAGCCAGGAAGUUACCAGACAGUUUCAACGAAGCCAAGUUCAUCACUUUCAGCAUGUUGGUUUUUUGCAGUGUUUGGUUGACCUUUGUCCCCACCUACCUGAGUACUAAAGGGAAGUACAUGGUGGCUGUGGAGAUUUUCUCUAUCCUGUCUUCUGGUGGUGGUUUACUGGGAUGCAUUUUCACCCCCAAAAUCUAUAUAAUUAUAUGGAGGCCUGAUCUCAACACUAGAGAGCAUUUAGUACAAAAGAAAUAA
Molecule: messenger RNA, 2586 nt
Organism: Protobothrops mucrosquamatus (brown spotted pit viper)
Lineage: Eukaryota; Metazoa; Chordata; Lepidosauria; Squamata; Viperidae
Product: vomeronasal type-2 receptor 26-like
Exons: 6
Coding region: 1-2586 (861 amino acids)
Biological process (GO): G protein-coupled receptor signaling pathway
Cellular component (GO): membrane
Molecular function (GO): G protein-coupled receptor activity
Source: RefSeq, a predicted model, not a curated record